Molecule: messenger RNA, 1140 nt
Organism: Phialemonium atrogriseum
Lineage: Eukaryota; Fungi; Ascomycota; Sordariomycetes; Cephalothecales; Cephalothecaceae
Exons: 2
Coding region: 346-807 (153 amino acids)
Source: RefSeq, a predicted model, not a curated record
GCUUGCCUGAUCAGACUGCCUCGUCAAAAAUCUACAAUCCUUGGAUGCAAGACUUGCACUGCUGGGGAACUCCACCCAGGAUAUGAGUCAAUCGUCGACAUUGUUAUAAUAAUCCAUCUUGCCCUCGCCCUCACGGCCUUGCCCAACCCAUCCCUUCAACUUCUUCCUACUUCGCCCAGAGACCUUCUCGUUGACUAUCGACUCGAACAAGCCUCGUCCUUCGCUUCUCGCUUCCUCCCAACAGCCUGACCAGAUACCUUACCUCGGACACGAGCCCACGUCGACCUGCUCCCACCACACCACACACAGCAUAUACAAGCCACUGCUUGUCAAACCCCCAUCAACAUGUCUUUGGACUGGACACAUCAGUUUUGCCUUGCCUGCGACAAGCAGACCGACGGAGCGACGUACUGUUCUCAGUCCUGUCGAUUGGCCGACUACGAGAAGACGUCCUCGACGGCGAGUUCUGUGCCGAGCUCCCCAGCUUUCAAGAGCCCUUCCUUCGACUGGACCUUUUCCAACCCGAUGACCACGAGCCGUGUGCUAUAUCUUCCUCCGGCCUAUGACUUCAGCAACUCUCAACCAUCAGGGACAGCUGCCCGUCGAGCCAUGAGCUCUCGGACAGGGCAAAACCUGGGCCCGUCCAACCCGCUCCUCUCGCCCUCAACCUCUCAUACCAGCCUUUGCUCGAUGAAGAGUAGCUCUUCGACCGACUCGAACCAGUUGUCUGAAAGGGCAACACGGGAGCUUCAGGCCUAUGCCCGCUCCUUCGAUUCCCUGAGGCUCCAACGCAGGCGGUCAUACUGAGAACCACGUCACUACUUCGACAAAACAUUUUCCUUGUCAACCAAGCACUCCACUAUACCCUCACAUAUCAGCCUGUCGUCUUCUCAUACGGGCCAUACACGACUCAACCCUACUCUCAUUCAAACUCGGAACACACCUGGGACCGACUCUAUUUUCUACGACUUUUGUAUAAAAAUGUUUUGGACGUCACUGGAGCUGGGUUUUAUUUUGUUUUCCUUUGUUCAUGGGCUUUUGCAGGAGGCGCAAGAUUGGCCAAUGGGUACGGCACUACAUCUCGUGUGACUUAGACACACGUUCGGGGAAAAUGUCAUUUUGCUGUAAGCAUCCGCGUCU